Synchiropus splendidus (mandarinfish) is the source of this 1913-nucleotide messenger RNA. It is a transcript of the gene tmem39b, whose product is annotated as transmembrane protein 39B. Gene Ontology annotation, cellular component: membrane. Lineage: Eukaryota; Metazoa; Chordata; Actinopteri; Syngnathiformes; Callionymidae. Bases 342 to 1805 code for a protein of 487 amino acids. The record is from RefSeq and is a predicted model, not a curated record. The transcript has 9 exons.
AGGUAACAGGGAAAGGUGGUUAUCCUCGUGACAGGAAAGGGCCUCCUGCCCAAAUAUCAGCGGAAGGGCCCUUUAAACGUCUCUCCUCCCACAGGUCGCUCACUGAUCCGCGCCCCGUAUCUGUCUGUCUAUCAUCCACAAGCUAGCUCUACGUCAACAAUGAAUGUCCUCGCUGCUCGUAAUUCAAAACUCGACGGCGUUCCCACUCACAUCCUGAAGAUCUACUGCUGCUAAAGGGAUGCAGUCGAGCAGGGUCUAAGCAGCAGCGAGACCUCCGACUCCGGUGCUAGAAACAGGAGUUAAAUCUCAAACUACGUGGUGGCAGCGGGGGAUUGCUUGUCAUGGCUGGUGGACGAAGAGGGACGAACCGCACCACCUACUGCAGACCACCUCUGAGCAGUGAACCGGGCUCAGUCACCAAUGGCAACCACUCGACCAGCUCCCCCGUCACUGGGGUGCGAUCUCGAACAAGAAAUGGUACAGGAGGGUGCAUGUCCAGUCCUCCUCUGGCCACUCAAACGGUGGUCCCUCUGAAGCACUGCAAGAUCCCGGAGUUGUCCGUGGACUGUAACUUGCUCUUCGAGCUCCAUCUCUUCCUCUGCCACCUCAUCGCCCUCUUUGUCCACUAUGUCAACAUCUACAAGACGGUCUGGUGGUACCCUCCGUCCCACCCUCCCUCACACACAUCACUGAACUUUCACCUGAUCGAUUACAACAUGCUGGUGUUUACAAUCAUCAUCCUGGCCAGGAGGUUAAUAGGAGCGAUUGUAAAAGAGGCAUCACAGAGUGGGAAACUCUCCUUCCCCCAUUCCAUCCUGUUGGUAAUGGUCCGCUUCGCCGUGUUGACCCUGACUGGCUGGAGUCUGUGUCGCUGCCUCAUUUACCUCUUCAGAACAUACUCGGUUCUGAGCCUGCUCUUCCUGUGCUACCCAUUUGGGAUGUAUAUCCCAUUCUUCCGGUUGAGCUGUGACUUCCGGCGAGCGUGUCCCCUCUCUCCCAUCGCCAGCAUCGGCUCCAAGGACCUGGGCAGCGUGAGCCGAGGCCGGGACUAUCUGACAGUGCUGAAGGAAACGUGGAAGCAGCACACCAGUCAACUGUAUGGCGUCCAGGCCAUGCCCACACAUGCCUGCUGCCUUUCCCCCGACCUCAUCCGCAAAGAAGUGGAGUACCUGAAGAUGGACUUCAACUGGAGGAUGAAGGAGGUGCUGGUCAGCUCCAUGCUCAGUGCCUACUAUAUUGCCUUCGUGCCCGUCUGGUUUGUGAAGAGCACUCAGUACGUGGACAAACGCUGGUCCUGUGAGCUCUUCAUCCUGGUGUCAGUGAGCACGUCCGUCAUCCUCAUGAGACACCUAUUACCACCUCGCUACUGCGAUCUGCUCCACAAGGCUGCAGCUCAUCUGGGCUGCUGGCAGAAGGUGGACCCGUCGCUCUGCUCCAAUGUGCUUCAGCACCCAUGGACAGAGGAGUACAUGUGGCCGCAGGGAGUUCUGGUCAAACACAACAAGAAUGUUUAUAAAGCAAUGGGUCACUACAACGUGGCCAUACCAUCAGAUGUGUCCCACUAUCGCUUUUAUUUUUUCUUUAACAAGCCUUUACGAAUAUUAAACAUCCUCAUCAUUCUAGAGGGCGCCAUGAUAUUUUACCAGCUUUACUCGCUGAUAUGUUCCGAAAAGUGGCACCAGACGAUAUCGCUGGCGCUGAUCCUCUUCAGCAACUACUACUCAUUCUUCAAGCUGCUCAGAGACAGAAUCGUGCUGGGGAAGGCGUACUCCUACAACAGCUCGGCGGACCAGAAAGUCAGCUAGACUGGGUCACAACCAGGCUGUCGUGGAACAAGACAAACAUGCUCAAGAGCUCUGUAUUUUUUCUACAAAACCACAAUUCAUGUCAUGUUUUUGUUCUGAUCUGCCAUA